Molecule: messenger RNA, 1397 nt
Organism: Alligator sinensis (Chinese alligator)
Lineage: Eukaryota; Metazoa; Chordata; Crocodylia; Alligatoridae
Gene: POU4F2
Product: POU class 4 homeobox 2
Exons: 2
Coding region: 1-960 (319 amino acids)
Biological process (GO): regulation of transcription by RNA polymerase II
Molecular function (GO): DNA-binding transcription factor activity, RNA polymerase II-specific; RNA polymerase II cis-regulatory region sequence-specific DNA binding
Source: RefSeq, a predicted model, not a curated record
AUGACCGAGUCUACAGUUCAGAGCAAUAUAUUCGGCGGUCUGGACGAGAGCCUGCUGGCCCGCGCGGAAGCUCUGGCGGCGGUGGAUAUCGUGUCCCCGGGCAAGAGCCACCACCACCACCCGCCCCACCACAGCCCCUUCAAGCCGGACGCCACCUACCACACCAUGAACACCAUCCCCUGCACCUCGGCCGCCUCCUCCUCCUCCGUGCCCAUCUCGCACCCGUCCGCCCUGGCCGGCGCGCACCACCACCACCACCAUCACCACCACCACCACCAGCCGCACCAGGCGCUGGAAGGGGAGCUCUUAGACCACCUCACUCCCGGGCUGGCGCUCGGGGCCAUGACGGGACCGGACGGCUCGGUGGUGUCCACCCCAGCCCACGCUCCCCACAUGGCCAGCAUGAACCAUAUGCACCAGGCGGCUCUCAGCAUGGCCCAUGCCCACGGGCUGCCCUCUCACAUGGGCUGCAUGAGCGACGUGGACGCGGAUCCGCGGGAUUUGGAAGCCUUUGCCGAGAGGUUCAAGCAGCGGAGGAUCAAGCUGGGGGUGACCCAGGCGGACGUGGGCUCUGCCCUGGCCAACCUGAAGAUCCCGGGCGUGGGCUCCCUGAGCCAGAGCACCAUCUGCAGGUUCGAGUCCCUCACCUUGUCCCACAACAACAUGAUCGCCCUCAAGCCCAUCCUGCAAGCCUGGCUGGAGGAGGCGGAGAAGUCUCACCGGGAGAAGCUCACCAAGCCCGAGCUCUUCAAUGGGGCGGAGAAGAAGAGGAAGCGCACCUCCAUCGCUGCUCCCGAGAAGAGGUCCCUGGAAGCCUACUUCGCCAUCCAGCCCCGUCCCUCCUCGGAAAAAAUCGCGGCCAUCGCGGAGAAACUCGACCUCAAGAAGAACGUGGUCCGGGUCUGGUUCUGCAACCAGAGACAGAAACAGAAACGAAUGAAAUAUUCCGCUGGGAUUUAAAAGUCUCCGGGGGCUGGCUUUCUUUCUUGUUUUUUGUUUUUUAAAUAAAAUAAAACAAAAAAACUAAAAUCAGCAACAAGACACAUUUUAAUGAUUCGCUAUAGUGAGAGAGAGAGGGGCAGAGAAGCACAGAGGCAAAAAGACCUAGGGAGAGAGAGAAAGAGACUGGCAAACAAGAAGUAAAUUGUCAAGUUUAGGAAAGUUCCCCCUUGGAGAGACCCCCUGCUUGUUCACAGUGACUCAGUAUCACCCAGAGACUGACUUGUUGAAGGCAGAUCAGAAAUCCUUUUUAAAGGACCGAAGACGUACCAAGUAAGAUUUGUUUUUAUUCUUAAAGACAUCACCUAUGUUCAAAUUAAAAAAAAAAAAGUACACUUUGCAACUAUUUUUCAGAGAAUAAAUUGACUCCAGACUGAAACUUUAGAGCUGAGGCUUAU